This is a messenger RNA of Ornithodoros turicata, 1686 nucleotides long. Its product is annotated as probable chitinase 10. Gene Ontology annotation, molecular function: chitinase activity; chitin binding. Gene Ontology annotation, cellular component: extracellular region. Lineage: Eukaryota; Metazoa; Arthropoda; Arachnida; Ixodida; Argasidae. The record is from RefSeq and is a predicted model, not a curated record. Gene Ontology annotation, biological process: chitin catabolic process; carbohydrate metabolic process. The coding region runs from base 104 to 1495 and encodes 463 amino acids. The transcript is spliced from 13 exons.
AGACGACGACGAAACCGCCGCAGUGGAACAUCAGAAGUGUCAUGGGGGGGUCGUGGGUUAGGUAGUGUACAUUGAACAAAGUGUUUUCUGGAGCGUUAUCCAAAUGGCUCUCAGUCUAAGAAGGGAGAGACGGCAAGAUGUCUUCGAAGCAGCUUGCCGCGCGUUACCCUCUCAAGCACCUCCGGAGAAAAAGAGUGAUUUAUUGACGUCAGCACCACACAGGGUAUUCCGAAAGCAGUACGGCCUCGUCGUGGCAGUAGUCUGCGUUACCGCCGUUGGAGCAGCGGCACUCUUUUCCUUCGCCAGCAGGGCACAGGAUGAUGUUCGACCGAAAAGACACACCUCGAGUAUUCCGACUGAGAUCAGCAACGAUGAACCUCCUUCUGUAGUUAGACAGGCUCCAGAAAGCAGCAUCAUCCAAGAUGCGCCAGGACUUUUGCAACAUGACUCCCAGCGGAACCGGUCGCUGCUAUGCCGCUUCUCGCCACGCUACCAGAGUGGAGUCUACCCGUACGGACUCUGCACACACCUCAUCUACGCCAGCGUACAGAACAAGGACGUUCACGGGAACAUCAAAGACACUCUCUUCGUUUAUGACCCCAAAUCAUUCCGCAAGUUUGUGCAUGUACGUGAGACAAGUUCCGACCUCAAGCUGCUGUUGUCGGUCAGCGUAGACGCAUUGCUUCGUGGCGGCACCGAGAGCAACGAUCGUCUAGCACAGGACGCCACAGCGUGGCUCGAUAGUCACGGCGUCGACGGACUUCAUGUGUCAGGCUUAAAAAUUUUGCCGAGGAACAUCGAGAACAUAACUGGCCUUUUACAGGCACUCCGUAAGGCUUUCAAGAAGCAUCUUCUAACCGUAGGGGUGGACCAGACGCAAAAGGCUGUUGAACCGGCUCUUAUGAAACUUCUACGUGUGGUGGACUUCGCGUGUUUCCGCACAAGUCGAGUGGGCCACGCGGACGAGAGGACAACACUCACCAACCCUUACAGAAAAUACGACAACAGUACAUCUGUACUUUUUCUGGAAGAGGAACUGGAAAAGCUGUCUUCGCUAGCGAAGAGGGCGCACUAUUCUCAUUUGUGUUUCACAUUAAUUCUUGGAGGGAAUAAAUUCACUCUCGAGGACGAAAAACACCAUGGGCUUGGCGCACCGGCCAGGCACAUUGGUGACGCGUCUUACAACGAGAUCUGCAACAAAAAAUGGGACAAUGUCCAUUACAUAGAACCAGCCAUAGGGAACUACGCAUAUAAAGGGUCAACUUGGAUAUCGUACGAAACCGAGAAGACCAUCGCUGCCAAGGUGCAGUUAGCCAUGAAGAAACAUCCCAAGUUCUGCAUCAUGCUCAGUCAAGUUGACCGAGACGACUACAAAGGAGCCUGCUCUGAAAAGCAUUUCCCUUUGGUACAAAGUGUAAGACACGCACUUUAUCACGCUUCAGCAACGCUACCAGCGUCCUUCAAAAAGCCCAGUCCAUCCCUCCAAGAUACCUAAAUGAACUAUAAAAAACAUACAUUUUGGAUCCCUUGGUUCAGACGCGUUGGAUGGAAUAAUUAUGACACUGCAGGAGACACAGGCACGUGUGCUUUGUAGGUUGAGUUAUAGGUACGGAGAUAUGACUGUUUUGUCCACCCACUAUAUGGGCACCGUCAAGCAAAUUCUCAAUAAAAGUUAUUAUACCGCUA